AAACAAAAAAUCCAUUGUUUGUCUCUCUCUCACUUCGUCCAAAUUUUCAAGAGAAACCCUCUUCUCUUUCGUUCUCUAGACUCUACUAUUAUCUUUUUCCUAAAGCUUUCACUAAACAAGCUGCCUAAUUCCAUUUAUUGCUGCAUUUUGCUGACAUUUUUGUUUCCCCAGCUAGUAUUGCCAGACAUAGUAAUAUGCAUUAUGCAACAGAAUAGUUUGUUGCAUCGAAGUCUGUGUGUGCCAAGAAUAUUACUUAUAUACACUCCUAAACUCGCUCUGUAACCUUCGGCCACAAAAAUGCAAGUCCUUCGAACAACUUUCCCUCUUCAGACACCAAACACAAAUUCAUUUCCCAACUCUCUUUCCUCUUGCAAUGCCAUCUCGCCACUCUCUAUCCUCCCGAAAAUCUCCCUUUCUCUCACCCUCUGUCGCCCUCCACCUUCCACCCUCAUCCGCAUGGGGGGCGGACCCAGAACCUAUCCAGGCGGCGUCUCAAAGUGGCAGUGGAAGCGGAUGCAAGCUAAAAAAGCGCAACAACUCCUCAAAGCGCGCCUCUCCCGUGAGCGCCAAAUCUACGAGAUGCGCAAGCGCGCUGAGCUUAAAGCUGCUGUCUCUAACCUGGAGCGCCCAUGGGAAGUUGUCCAAAAGGACUCUCCUAGAACUUCUUCUUCCCUCUUCUCUGUUUCUGCUGAUGAGCAGCUCAAGGUUUUAGCUGAUCGAUUUCAGAAGCCUGGUGGUUUCGAUAUGUGGUCUGAUAAUGAUGGGCCUCAACUGUUCCAUACACAUGAGGGCUUGCCCUCUGCUAGGUUCUUCCCAAAAGGAGUCGUUCAUAGCAUUAAACCUUAUGGUAACCUUGAUGGGGGAAUGAGUAGAGAGAAACCUGGUCUGGAUCCGAGUCGUAAUCGAAGAUCAAAUGUCGACAAUAAUUCGCAUUCCAAGGAUGGAAGUCGAAAAUUCAAUGAACUUCGAGGUGAUGGUUCCCGAAGGAUUGAUCGAAAUCAAGGUAAGGAUCCAAAAGGUGGAGACGAAAAUGGUAGGAAUUUGAUGAAAUCAGGGGGUGUUAAAGAACAAAGGAAGACGGGUUCAAAUCCAAAUCCAAAUCCAAAUUCAAAAAGAGAUAAAAAUAAGAGAGGCUACCAUUUAAGAAGAGGGAAUUUACAUGGUGAAGAUGUGUAUGAUAUGAGCUUGCAGCGUGAUGGGAGUUAUGGUUUUAGUGGAAGGAAGGGUGAUGAUAAGUUGAUAAGUUAAGGUAAUGUAGAUUUUAGUUUCUGAGAAUGCGUAUAAGAGAAGUUCUAUUGGAAAUAUUCUGGAUGAAAUUAUGGCUAUAAAUAUUGGUAUUGUUUGUAAUUUAUUCAUCCUUCAUAACUUGAUGGAUGGGAAGUUGUACCUAGUUAGAACUUGUUUUCUAAUUCUGGUGGCACCAUGAGCUUGAUACCUGUUCUUGUAUGUGGAAUGUGGUCAUGUACAUAUAUAUCUAUAUGAUAUAUCUCCUGUAAAAUUUUAGGAAAAUAUGUUCCUGUAAGUAGACUCUUUUUUGUAACUUUGUACUUUGCUAGUUUUAUUUACUACUAUUUAUUUUAAGUUCAGUGAA
Beta vulgaris subsp. vulgaris (sugar beet) is the source of this 1591-nucleotide messenger RNA. RefSeq lists its product as hypothetical. The coding region runs from base 298 to 1248 and encodes 316 amino acids. The transcript is spliced from 2 exons. The record is from RefSeq and is a predicted model, not a curated record. NCBI's taxonomy places the organism in Eukaryota, Viridiplantae, Streptophyta, Magnoliopsida, Caryophyllales, Amaranthaceae.